ACCCUUCACGAAAAGAAGACGAAACGCCACGCAUCACCAAACACACCAUCGCCGAUUCCCCCAAAUCGAAACACACACGAAACAAAGAGAAGGGACUGCGAUUUGCUCCUCCCAAACCCUCGCACUCGGUCGCCGCCCGGCAUGGAGGACGACGACCACGAGUGCGACCCCGCCGCCACCGCCGCAGCGGGUGCCGGCCCGUGCCCCUGCUGCUUCUCGCCGUCUUCGGUGGUCAAGUGGCGGCGCACCGUGAAGCGGAAGCUGGACGGGGAGAAGCGGGACGUGGAUGGGGAAGAGGGGGCCGUGGGGAUGGCGCGGGUCGAGGCCGAGGAGGAGACCGCGGCGCUGCGGGAGGCUUUGGCGGCGGCGCAGGACACCGCCGUGCUGCUGCGUGGUGAGGUGGAGGAGGAGCGCCUCGCCGCGGCCAGCGCCGCCAGCGAGGCCAUGGCCAUGAUGCUGCGCCUGCAGAGGGAGAAGGCCGAGGUCCAGAUGGAGCUCCGCCAGUUCCGCCGCUUCGCGGACGAGAAGAUGGCGCUCGACGCCGCGGAGAUCGAUCACCUCCGCGCCCUCGUUGCUCGCCGGGCGCGGCACCUCGCGCGCGUUCGCACCAGUCUCCGCGACUACCGACAGACGUGCCUCCGUCUCGGCAUCCCUCUCCCCGAAGGUGAUGAAGGCGAGGAGCAGGAUCAUGAGGACGACCUCUUCCUCGAUGGCGACGAGGACGGUUACUACCCCGAGCUUCGCUGCUACAACGGGGAGUACUACUACGAUGAUGGGCAGGAGGAGAGCGAGGAGGAUGCGGUGGUCGUGGAUCUGGAGCACCGGAUCUGCCUGCUCGAGCACGACCAAGGUAGGCACUUGCCUGAACCGUCCCUGGAAGAGGAGGAAGGAGCCCACCUCUAUGCAGAUGAUGCAUUGCCGGAGUCUUGUGCUGAUGAGGUGUUACCUGAGGAGACUGCGCAAAAAAGGAGCUACCUCAGUAAUGAUGAUCAUGAGUUGCCAGAGUUUCCGAUUGCUGGAUGCAGUGUUGAAGAGGGAGGUAGUGAUAGCGAAGGUGUUGGCAGUGGCAGCGACAGGGUCUACAUGAUUGACAAGGUGCAUCAAGGUGUGGCAGCUCCUGCAGCCAGGGUCCUGGAGAAUGAGGCGGGAGAGCCAGACAUUAAGAAGCUAUACACGAGACUGGAGGCGUUGGAGGCCGAUCGGGAAUCAAUGCGGCUGGCACUGGUGGGAAUGCGCACUGAGAAGGCUCAGCUUAUGCUUCUUCGGGAGAUUGCGCAACAGCUAGCCAAAGAUGCCUCUCCAGUUGGUACUGGGGGGUUUGCUCCAGUUGUGCGCCAUUUGCCUGGAAAGCAAGCCCUGGGGGUCGCAGAUAGUAGGGUUAGGGAGGACAAGAAGGUAGCACUAAUCAGGACAUUCUACACAGCCGCGUUGUUUAAGUGGGUCAUCACUUUAUUUUGCUCUCAGAAAAAAAAGCGAUCACAAAGCAGGUACACAUUUGGUUUAUCAAGUAAUAACGUCGGUUUGCUCAUACUGCUGGACAAGUGCCCCCGGAUUCAGAAAACUCUCAAGAGAACACAGUAAAACCUGUCUGAAGAAGCAGCUCCUGCCUAAUGUAAAUAACAUAGCCAUUGGUUGGGAAGUUUGCAUCGAAUUGCAUUUUCUUAUUUGAAGGUUGGUGGAGCCAGUGUUGUUUAAAUUCUAUAGUUGUUGAUUUAGCCUUUUCCCCAGGUGGAUGGGGAUUCUUAUGCGAUGAUCCAGCAACUGCUGAUGUGUUUUUUUUUGGAGAUGCUUUUGCUUAUUUCUUCAGCAGCAAAAGCUAUAUGCUUGUAUAGCGUUCGUAUAAUGCGCACUGAUCGUUGGUUGUUUUGUUUGUUUCCAAACCGUUACUGACCGUUGAGUUAAUGUCGAGGGUUUUAGCUGCACCUUUGUGCAAACUGUAACUAGUAUUGUUCCCUUUUACUACA
Molecule: messenger RNA, 1964 nt
Organism: Brachypodium distachyon (stiff brome)
Lineage: Eukaryota; Viridiplantae; Streptophyta; Magnoliopsida; Poales; Poaceae
Product: myosin-binding protein 7
Exons: 3
Coding region: 142-1581 (479 amino acids)
Source: RefSeq, a predicted model, not a curated record